Messenger RNA from Closterium sp. NIES-67, 2358 nucleotides. The record is from the annotation of a GenBank genome assembly. Lineage: Eukaryota; Viridiplantae; Streptophyta; Zygnematophyceae; Desmidiales; Closteriaceae.
UCUGCGUGUUUGCUCGUUCUUCCCUUGCCUGCUGCUAAAAUCCCCUCCCCACUCUUGUGAAAGUCAGGAUGCUGGCGUCAAGCUUUGACAAGUAAGUAGACUCGUCGCGGAGGAUUUACCCCUUUCUGCUGGAUCUCAACUCUUUCCUUCUCUGCCUUUUCAUCAAGACGCCUUACGCGAUCCAGAUCUCAGCAUCGCAAGAUUUUAUUCUCUGAGGUUUACGAGUCGUCAAACGAGUCCGCCGAUGUCGCGUACGCGAGAGAGCAUCAUUUCACAAGAUUAAGACGAGAGUAGGGAGGGAUGCAAGACGCUAGUCAGUCGGUGCAACACCACGGAUACGGAGCGCAAUACGGCAGUCAGCAGGCACUAGUAGCACAGCAGCAGGCGUUAACGCUGCAACAGCAUCAGCAACAGCAUCCGCAUCAGCAACAGCAGCAGCAGCAGCCCGGCAUGUUUCACCCAGGCCUCAUGUCAGCAGCGAACAUGACCCCGCUUGACUCUGUUCAGAGUGGUAGUCUUCCGCCCGGGUUUGAUCCGGCUUCUUGUCGCAGCGUGUACGUGGGCAACGUGCACACCAAGGUGACGGAGCACAUGCUCGGCGAUAUCUUCUCCGCGCUCGGCCCGCUCGAGGGGUGCAAGCUCAUCCGGAAAGAUAAGUCGUCGUACGGGUUUGUGGACUUCUACGACCAUCGAUCGGCGCAGGCAGCGCUGCUCACGCUCAACGGCCGCCUCCUGUUCGGGCAGCCCAUUAAGGUGAACUGGGCGUACGCCAGCACCAACAGGGAGGACACCUCAGCGCAUGUGAACAUCUUUGUGGGCGACCUGGGUCCCGAGGUCACAGACGCCUCGCUCUUUGCCGCCUUCAGCACCUUCCCCAGCUGCUCUGACGCGCGGGUGAUGUGGGACCAUCGCACAGGCCGCUCGAGGGGCUACGGUUUCGUCUCCUUCCGUAGCCAACUGGACGCAGAGGCAGCCAUAUCGGAGAUGACAGGCAAGUGGGUGGGCACGCGGCCCAUCCGCUGCAACUGGGCCACCAAGAACCAGGCGCUAGACGACGCGUCCAAGCAGCAGCAGCAGCACCAGCAGCAGCACCAGCAGCAACAGGUGCAGGUGCAGGUGCCGCAUCAGGCGCAACAGCAGCCGCAGCAGCAGCAGGUGCAGGUGCUGCCACCGCCGGUGCAACAACAGCAGGCAGCGCAACAAGCGGUGCUCCAGUCAGGGGGGGGGGAUGGUGCAGGUGGAGGGGCCAACGGGUCGGUCAAGCACGAGCCUAAAGGCAAUGACGCGGAAUUGGCAGCAGCCGGGGCAGCGGCUGCACAGAGCAGCAGCGCGCCUGCAGCAGGGGCGCCUGGCAGUGCUGCUGCGACUGGUGGUGCUGCUGGUGGUGGUGCGGUUGCUGCUGCUGCUGCUGGUGGCCCUGGUACCACGAGCAGUGCGCAGUUUACGACAGUCUACGUGGGCAACCUGGCUUCAGAGGUGACCCAGACGGAGCUGCACCGGCAGUUCUACGCGCUGGGCGUGGGCAUAAUCGAGGAGGUGCGCGUGCAGCGGGACAAGGGCUUUGGCUUUGUGCGCUACCGCUCGCACGAGGAGGCCGCGGCGGCCAUCCAGGCCGCCAACGGGCGCGUCAUCUGCGGGAAGUCCGUCAAGUGCUCCUGGGGCAGCAAGCCCACCCCCCCCUCCGCCUCCACCUCCUCUGGCGGCCUCCCCCCACCCCCCCCCGCCCCCCUGCCCUACACCAACCCUGCGGGCGCGUUUGGCGGCCCCUCUGCUGCGGAUCUUCUGGCGUACCAACGCCUGCGCGCCCUCAUGCCCCCUGCCGCCCAAGCUGGGGGGAUGGCAGGAAUGGGUAUGGGCAUGGGCAUGGGCGUGGGAGGGGGGAUGGCUGCAGGGGGCAUGGGGGGCAUGGGGGGCAUGGGGAAUGGGAUGGGGGCAAUGGGGGCAGGGGGAAUGGGGGCGGGAAUGGGGGCAGGUGGAAUGGGCAGUGCACCAGGGGGGUUGCCUGGAGUAGGGGGUGGAGGGGCAGGGUACGAUCCAUACCAGGUAGCAUCAGGAGUAAAUUCAGGGGCGUUGGGAGGGGGGAACACGCAGCAUAUGUACUACUAGUACGGUAGUGUCGAUUCAGGGGCAUUGGGAGGAAGGGCCAUUUCUUCUUGUCUGCUUGCGGUGUUCGGAAUGCAAUGCAAAAACUUACUGGUUCUGUGCCGAGCCGAGCCGAGCAAGCAGUGGAGAGUAAAUGGCUAGGUGAGGUAGGCAAUGCAUCUUCUCCUCAGCUAACAUGUUAUUUUUAGCUAAUGAUGUCACAUUCAAUUACCAUUCUUUUCCCUAAGACCUGAUUAUGAACCUCGUUGGUUUUGU